Cooperia oncophora is the source of this 276-nucleotide messenger RNA. Lineage: Eukaryota; Metazoa; Nematoda; Chromadorea; Rhabditida; Trichostrongylidae. The record is from the annotation of a GenBank genome assembly.
AUGCGGAUUCCGUGUCAUCCAGUAGCAAGGCUAGCUAAUCACCGUGCUCCCGUUAACGGCUUGUCAUGGGCACCUCAUUCCAGUACCCAUAUAUGCACAGCGGCUGAUGAUGCCCAAGCAUUGAUAUGGGAUGUUCAUGAAAUACCACGACCGAUUCUCGACCCGAUUUUGGCAUAUCAAGCAGCAGGCGAAGUUAACCAAAUACAUUGGUCAACGACGUUUCCCGAUUGGAUUUCAAUUUGCUACGCGAAUCGAUUAGAAAUUUUGCGAGUUUGA